ACACUAUAUAUAUAUACACGACCAACUAGCACAUACAUACAACAACUUAUUAUUCUCUUUCACAGUUUUGGACCCUCAACAUAGGACCAUAUGGGUUUCAAUUUUGAUACCUUGUUCUUAUUCUCUCUGUUUAGCUUAGCUUUGCUUGUGUCCAUACAACAAGUAAAUGCAACAAAGUCACAUAGUGUGAGUGGUCCAUUAAGAGGGAGAAAAGAAUUAAAUAAGUGUAAUUUGUUCUAUGGUAGUUGGAUGCUGGACUAUGACUCAUAUCCUACCUAUGACUCUUUAAGCUGCCCCUUCAUAGAUGCUCAAUUUGAUUGCAAAAAGUUUCGAAGACCUGAUCAAAAGUAUCUUCAAUUCUAUUGGAAGCCUGAUUCAUGUACCUUACCAAGGUUCGAUGGGUUGGAUUUCUUGAACAAGUGGAGGGGUAAGAAGAUAAUGUUUGUGGGUGACUCAUUGAGUCGAAACAUGUGGGAAUCAUUGUCUUGUAUGAUUCACGCAUCUGUGCCCAAUGCAACUACCAGCUUUUCCACGAGAGAAUCAAUGUCAACUAUUAUCUUCCAGGACUAUGGAGUAACCAUACAGCUAUACCGCACACCAUACUUGGUGGACAUAAUCGAGGAAGAUGUUGGGAGAGUUCUUACACUAGACUCCAUAAAAGCUGGUAAGGCAUGGAUAGACUCUGACAUGUUGAUCUUCAACUCGUGGCAUUGGUGGACCCACAAAGGAGAUUCACAAGGGUGGGAUUAUAUACGAGAUGGUCCCAAGCUAGUGAAGAACAUGGACCGUUUGGAUGCAUUUUUUAAGGGGUUGACUACUUGGGCUAGUUGGGUUGAUGACAAUGUUGACCCUACCAAAACUAAACUCUUCUUUCAAGGAAUUUCUCCUACUCAUUAUCAAGGCGAAGAUUGGAAUCAACCAAAGAAGACAUGUAGUGGGGAAGUUGAACCAUUACCUGGGUCAAAAUAUCCAGCACCUCUACCUCCUGCAAAUGAUGUAGUGAACAGUGUGUUAAAGAACAUGACGAAGCAAGUUUAUCUACUUGACAUAACACUCCUUUCACAACUACGAAAAGAUGCACAUCCUUCUGUCUAUGGUAAUGAGAAGAAUACCGGCAAUGACUGUAGUCAUUGGUGCCUUCCAGGACUACCUGAUACUUGGAAUAUACUCCUAAAUGCAGCUCUAAUAAUGUAAAGUUAUUAGAGUAUUAUACUCAAAGUGCUAA
Cicer arietinum (chickpea) is the source of this 1225-nucleotide messenger RNA. RefSeq names its product protein trichome birefringence-like 38. Gene Ontology annotation, molecular function: O-acetyltransferase activity. The record is from RefSeq and is a predicted model, not a curated record. Gene Ontology annotation, cellular component: Golgi apparatus. NCBI's taxonomy places the organism in Eukaryota, Viridiplantae, Streptophyta, Magnoliopsida, Fabales, Fabaceae.